UACGCCCAAAGAAAGAAAGUAUUCCUGCUUCGAAGGAAAAAGUAUUACGCACACCAAACAUGAUUCUAUCUCUUUAACUUUGUGUACAUCUAAGAUAAAAUGUGAUACUUCCUUGGCCGGAUAUCUUUUUCUAGAAGCUAUGAAGCCGUUGUUUCAAAGAGUAUUCGUUUUUCUGUUCAUGGUGUGUCUAUUCACUCCAACAGAAUCGCGUGGGGACUGGACCCCAGAGUUUCUAUCGCAGACCAUGAGAAAGAGAUGCAUUCUGGGAAAAAUCGAGCGUGACGUCACAUUUCUUCAUGGGACUGAUUCAGGGGAUUUUCAGAAGUUAGGGAAAGUGGCUGACAUGGAAGUGUGUGUACUGUUGUGUUGUGAGAUGGAUAAUUGUGAGGCAGCAUUCAUGGCGGACAGGAACUGCUACGCUGUGAAAUGUCAUAGUCAAGAGCACUGUGUUACUGCGCCUGCGCAGAAAAAUAAAUGGCAUCCGUCGGUAGUUUUUGUGAAAAAGAUUAGCCAAUCAAACAAAGAUAAAGCAACUCAGACUGCACAUGCGUUAAGUAAACAAAAUGGACCAGCCAAAGAACAUGCUCCAAAGGAGAUGUCUGCUGAACAUAAAGAUUUCAAAUUUCAAGUUGGCCAAUCAAAGGUUGGUAAAGAAAGCCAAACUGCGCAAGCGCAAAACAACCUAAGUGGGACAUCAAAAGAACAAACCAAAAAGAAGACUUCCGCUGUCCAAAAAAAUAUCAAUUUUUAUGUCGAUCAAUCGAAGGUAAAGGAAAGUCAUACUGCGCAAGCGCAGGAUAAACAAAGUAAAACAUCUAAAGUACAUGUUCAAAAGGAGAAGCCCGCUGCACAAAAUAAUAUCAAGAAUUCUCAAAUCCCUGAAAGCAGUGAUGACGUAGAGUCGAAUGGGAUUAUGAACAGUAUGAACAUUCCUGUCAAUGGCAAACCGUCAGUAGUAAGACUAGAUGAAGAAGAAACAAAAACAAAAACAAUUCCUCUCGAUAAACGAAAGAUGGAAAAACGUGAUGAAAUGUUCAAGAAGUCGAAGAACAGUUUAAUAACUGCGGCGGUCCUGACGUGUUCAAUGGCGGUGGUGUUGAGCGGUAUCGCUGUCAUCGCCGCGAGAAUACGAAAAAAGCAAGAAUCACAUCAAGACUCUCAAUACUCUGAAGUACCGACAGCCGAAAAAUGAACGAUAAACUAGAGUUUGAAAAAUAAAAAUAGCUUUAUAAAUCAGUAAAGAAAUGGAAAUACAAAAUAGGAGGAAAGAUAUUUUAAGGCUAGUUAUUGAUGGUUUUCACG
This is a messenger RNA of Actinia tenebrosa (Australian red waratah sea anemone), 1302 nucleotides long. RefSeq lists its product as uncharacterized. Lineage: Eukaryota; Metazoa; Cnidaria; Anthozoa; Actiniaria; Actiniidae. Gene Ontology annotation, cellular component: membrane; cytoplasmic vesicle. Gene Ontology annotation, biological process: neuron migration. The record is from RefSeq and is a predicted model, not a curated record.